AACGCACCCUCAGGGUGGGCGUCUCCCAGCUACCUUUGCUUACCUGUCAUUUCCAAAUCUUAAAGCGAUUACAGAUUUCCAAUAGGUACCUCACUGGUUUGAACUAAAGGGACAUUUUGUAUUGACAAAAUGGAAUUGCCCGUGAAGAAAGGUUUCCUUAGACUGGAAAUACAGAAAACAACAUGGGAGGUUCCGGAGCAAUAUACCGCACUGAAAGCUGUUGGCUCAGGUGCUUACGGGACAGUAUGUUCUGCUAUUGACCAGCAGACCAAGGAGAAGGUGGCCAUUAAGAAGCUCUAUCGUCCAUUUCAGUCCCUGAUCCAUGCUAAACGGGCCUACCGGGAACUACGACUGUUGCGCCACAUCCAGCAUGACAAUGUGAUCUGCCUCCUUAAUGUCUUCACACCUGAUUUCUCCCUGGAGAAAUUCCAGACAUUUUACAUGGUGAUGCCCUUCGUUGCUGAGGAUCUCGGUAACAUCAUGAAGAGGAGGAGAUUGACUGAUCGCGUCAUCGUUUACCUCUUCUACCAGCUUCUAUGUGGCCUCAAGUAUAUCCAUUCUGCAGGGAUCAUCCAUCGGGACCUAAAACCUGGCAACCUCGCCGUGAACGAUAACUGUGAAUUGAAGAUCCUGGACUUUGGUCUAGCGAGACAUGCAGAGAGUGAGAUGACGGGCUAUGUGGUGACACGCUGGUACAGGUCACCAGAGGUCAUCUUCAACUGGAUGCACUAUAGCCAGUCAGUGGACUUGUGGUCAGCAGGCUGCAUCUUGGCUGAGAUGAUCACAGGCCAGGUUCUGUUCCCAGGCAAAGACAGCAUUGACCAGUUGAAGAAGAUCCUCCACGUAACAGGAACACCACCGUCCUCCCUGCUGCAGAAGAUGCAGAGCAAAGAUGCUCGUUCAUAUGUGCAGGGUCUCCCUAUCCAAAAGAAGAAAAACUUUAAGGAAGUCUUUCCCUCCUUGGAUGUAAAUGCGGUGGAUCUGCUGGACAGCAUACUGCUGCUGGACCCAGACACCAGGAUGACAGCUAAAGAGGGCCUCUCACACCCCUACCUCUCUGAGUUCCAUGAUCCAGAAUCUGAACCCGACUCCCCACCGUACGACGACUCCUUUGAAAGCAUGGAGCUUGACGUGGGAGAGUGGAGUAGUCUGAUCCACAUGGAGAUUAUGACUUUUGACCCCAGAAACCCCAGUGCCACUGCAAUGUAGCAGACAGACACAACAGAACACUGGCUCCCACAUGGCUCAACCAUUGCUCCAUCUUAUAAAAAGCAUCACAUUUCACAACAUGGUUUUAUGACUUCAUGAAACAUGAUACUGGAAAGAAUGGCGCCGAAGGAGAUGGCUGUCUUUUUACGAUCCCGUAACUAAUUGUGCGAUUGUUUAAAAGCAUUGUUGGUUAAGGGCUUGUAAGUAAGCAUUUCACAGUGUUGUAUUCGGCGCAUGUGACAAAUACAAUUUGAUUUGAUUUGGUAUGUCAUCAUUUUUAAGGAUCCCUCAUGUUUUAAGGGUAGGUCAUGGUUUUAACUUGUUUUAAGGUAUACAUUUUCAGAAUGCUUCGUAUAAAGGAAUAUGAAUGAUGUACAACCUUUUAAUAUAUUAGUAGUAUUAUCAUAUUAAAUAUAGUAACGUGGUAAUCAACCCCACCAUUUGCAUGUUUAUCCAAUUGGCUACAAUCUAUGUAUGAACAAUGUUUUUAUCAUGACUGAGUAAAACCUCAUACCUCAAAUCAAUCUCAUCUAUGAACACAUUUUCAUCUCUGACUCAAUUAGCAUUUUCCAAAAUUAAGCAUGUUUUGGUAUCUUAACUGAAAAAUGAUGUUUGAUGCCAGAAAACUAAAUCUCAAUCAAUAGAUCCACAUAGUGUACAGUAGACGGCACAUGUUCAGUGUAAUGUAUAAUGUUCUUAUGCUGCCCUUUUUUUGUGAACGGGUCAGAUAGGUCAUCAUUUCAGUUCUGUUACAGCAAUGGUAAUAAGUCGAAAAUACUUUAAGGUACUACUUAAGUCAUUUUUGGGGGGUAUCUGUACUUUGCUAUUUAUAUUUUUGACAACUUUUACCUUCACUACACUACAUUCCUAAAGAAAAUAAUGUACCUUUUAUUCCAUACAUUUUACCUGACACCCAAAAGUACUUUUCAGAAUUUUCAGGCAGGACAGCAAUAUGGUCCAAUUCACGCGUCUAUCAAUAUAACGCAUUGUCAUCCCUAAUGCCUCUGAUCUUACAGACUCACUGCAAAUACUGCAUUUGUAAAUUAUGUCUGAGUGUUGGAGUGCAUCCCCUGGCUGUCCGUCAAUAAAAAAAACAAGACAAUUGUGCCAUCUGGUCUGCUUAAUGCAAGUAUGAUAAUUGAGUACCUUUUUCACCAUUGUGUUACAGUAGAUGUAUGCGUGUGUUACGUUAAUUAAAGUUGUCUGCCUGUAUCCCA
Messenger RNA from Oncorhynchus tshawytscha (Chinook salmon), 2426 nucleotides. Its product is annotated as mitogen-activated protein kinase 14A. The record is from RefSeq and is a predicted model, not a curated record. The coding region runs from base 130 to 1209 and encodes 359 amino acids. The transcript has 12 exons. Lineage: Eukaryota; Metazoa; Chordata; Actinopteri; Salmoniformes; Salmonidae. Gene Ontology annotation, cellular component: cytoplasm; nucleus. Gene Ontology annotation, molecular function: MAP kinase activity; ATP binding. Gene Ontology annotation, biological process: intracellular signal transduction; protein phosphorylation.